Molecule: messenger RNA, 3664 nt
Organism: Hermetia illucens (black soldier fly)
Lineage: Eukaryota; Metazoa; Arthropoda; Insecta; Diptera; Stratiomyidae
Gene: Cipc
Exons: 3
Coding region: 1007-1864 (285 amino acids)
Source: RefSeq, a predicted model, not a curated record
AGUGCGACAUGCGCUCGAAAGCUUUUCACGGUCACAUCAGCAAAAGUAACAAUGUGGAGCCGGCAUGUGGGGCAUUCAACAGUAACUCGCAUAAGUGCUGUCCCACUACCGGCUUGUGUGGAGCGCUGAUAGUAUAGUUUGAGUUCUAGUGCAGAAGCCGGGCGGCAUUGAGCUUUCUGCAUUGGCCCCCCUUUGGAUCGGCUAGUCGCGAGCUAGCUAGCGGUGUUUAUGUUUGAUUGGAGUCGCGUUGCAUGCCAGGCCAGUUGGCUAUCAGACCGAAUGUAUAUGUGUGAAAAUCAGAGAACUUAGUCGCGUUUUUAGUGAAUACCAGUCAGUUGGCAAGCGUCAAGCUACAAGACGAGGUCGGCAGCUCCCAUUUAAUUUCGGUGUAGGUUUUUAUGUUUGCAAGGUUUUGUUUUUGACGCUGAAUGUAUGGUGUUUUGGAUGAUGUUUGAUAGGAAACUUCUGUGAUUUUUUUUUUUAUGAAGAAAAAGUAUUGAGGGAAUACGUGAUUUUCUAUAAAGAAACAUAUCUCCCAUGUUUACUUAAGUCUGUCUAAAAAUUCCGGAUUUUGCGCUGUGGUGAACGAAAAAGUUAAGUACUUUUAUUAGUCGUGAGAAAUUCCUUGUGGACGGGCCGUUUCCGGGUUAUUUUCAGAAAUUCUGUGCAUUUUUAAUUAAAGUGUUGUUUACAUUAAGAAAUUAGGAAGUGGUUAGAAGUGAAAAGUUCAGAAGGGGUUGUUGCUAUCUCUUCACACUCUUGAAAAAUAUUGGAUUACGGCCGCCUACACAAAGGAUUAUUUUUCAGAGAUUCAACGGAAUUUUACUGUUUGCUGGAAGUGACUUCCCGUGUUUGAAAUUUAACGAAUAAAUAGUUUCGAGCAAGACAAGAAGACCUGGACGCUGGGCUAGUGUUGCUGCCUUCGGUGUGAACAUAAGAAGCCGCCUACCAUUGCUUUAGGAGGAAUAAAAAAUAGUAGAAUAAAGCAAAUAAAAAUAUCUUAAAUAUGGCGCCAACAGUUUGUAACAAAAAAGAGCCGCAUGUCCGUACCGGGACUGGUAUUCGUGUUUCAACAAAACUUCUUAAGAAUUCCAUAAAUUCAUCGGGAUCGAGUGUCAGUGGUGCUGGAAAAAUCACUCAUAGACGCACUAUCGCUGAUCGAACAGCCCGUUCUCGACUAUCUGCACGGCGUCUACCAGACAGUGAAUCUUCAUCUUCAGACGAGAGCGAGGUAGAAGACUAUCCCAGAAUGGAUGAAGAUGACAAUUUUGCCAACAAAGAAGAUGCAUUCCCACCCUCCGUUGAUGCCGUAUCCGCUGAUGCCAAUAUGGAAUUUGCUUCAAGUCCCGUCGCAGGCAGUGAUAUUUCAGCAGGAUGCCAAUGUUCAGACCGUCUAACUGUCCUUACCGGCACAACAGAUAGUGCAUAUGAUAGUAUUCGCUGCCGAUACUGCAGCUCACCAAAUACGAUUCUAUCAAACGAGACCAUGGCAACCACCGAUGAUGUUUCAACAGCCAUCACUAAUGGCAUUGUAUUAUUCAAUCGUGAUCGUAAUGACUUAAGUGAUGAUUCCGCCUCGAAUUACUCUACAUAUUCCUCUGCGUGGUACAGUGAUGAUUAUAGUUCGUCAAAUCUAGACAAUAGGUACUAUGUAAGCAAGAAACCACAUAGAAACAGUCGAGCUCUUCUGGAGAUUGCGGUGAAGACGGUGAAGCUGAUCAAGAGGAACCAACUGCUGCAACAGAAGCUGGCCCAGCUACAGUUCGAAACUCGACAGUUUUUUGAAUCGGUCAUGGCGAACCCGGAGAAUCAAAAUGUCCACCUGAAAAUCACAACUGAUGAGAGGAAGGAAAUCAAAGCGUGAAGAAGCUAAGACUGUUGUUUUGUUUUGAUCAAGGUACAUUCAAUCAGUGCUUGGGCAUUGGUGUAUAUGAAGACAUGCCGUCUAAUUAGUAUCUUCUCUAGUAUUAAAUCAUUUAAUUUUCAACCUUGUUUGAGUUAUGAUGAUCUCAGAUUUUAGUUAUUGUUUCCAAUGCUUUGCGAACGAUUCUAACUGCUUUGGGACAGGGGAAAAAGGUUUAGAUUUCCUAAUCUGAUCUUGUUGUUUCGAUAUUGUAGCGAAAUUGUUAAGAGAUCUCAAGACGGCUGGCAACUAUGCGAAUGAAGCUCGUAUUUUCAAUUAUUUGCCAAUUAAAUCUUAAUUUUAUAAACGUAGACAAUCAAGUUAUUCCGAAAGUUCUAGACUUUCCUCCCUUUAUCCAUGCUUUUUUAGAUAUCUAACCCCCAAUCAUUGGUUGAGUGUACUAUGGCAGAUACAUACAGAUACAUCCACUCUAUUCUAUUUUAAUCAUUUAUCUUAAACAAAUAUUAUCAUGUCUUGAUUCUAACUAUCAUCAUAUUGUUAACGUAGUAUUCAUAUUUUACAUGAAACCCAUUUCAAAGUCAUCUUGUAUCUAAUCCCAGGAUGCAAGUAAAAUCUAUUUAAUAAACAUAAGUAGUUUUACCAAAUGAAACAAAGAGAAAGCAAACAAAAAAUAAAAAAUUUAAACAUAAAAAGUAAUAAAGCUAAGGAAAAAACUGGAAAAAAAUCAAAAAGAAAAAGAUAAAUAUUGUCAUUUCUAUUUAUUAUAUUCCUUUGUAAAUUGUAUUUUAUAAAUUUUUAGAUGCUAUCUCCAUUUUUAGAUAUACAUUGUAUAUUUUAAGAUUGAAAGAAUGAAAAUGCCCAAACUCUGUUGUCUUUAAGCUGUUCGUUUGUUCAUUAAAUUCGUAAGGAAUGCAUGUGUUACGUAGUGUUCUGUAUUACGCAGAAAAAUCAAGAAAUUGUUUAGAUUUUUUAUAUUUAUAAGGGUACCGAGAGAGAGAGAGAUAGAGUGAUUUUUAAUUCAGCGUAUUAUUGCAUUAGUCAUGCGAUUUCGAUAAAUGGAAUAUUUUUUGAUUUUAUUGAAGAAUAUUUUGCUUGCAUAAGACAUUAUCAGGAAAGGAAGCUUAUAUAAACGUACAUAUUUGUAUUUAGAUGCAAGGAAAGAUGGAAGUUUGAAAUUUAUACAUUACAAGUACCAUAGAUGCGAUUGACCUUUAACUUUAGAUGACAAGGUGCUCAGUAGUUAUUCCAGAAUAAGCAAGUUUAACAUCCCAAACUUAGAUUCAAUAGAACGUUGUUGAAAUAUUAACAUUACACUUUUAUCUACCCCAUAUUAUAGGAUACAAUUAUCUAAAUGUUCAGAGAUGCAAUGCAAAUAGAGAUAUUUCUAGCUAACACAUGAUACAGGCGAAUUCAAAUGAUUAUGCACAAUAAUUCAAUCAUUCAGAAAAGUUAAAGGUUGAUAUUUUCAUACAUUAUACAAAUUUAUCUAAAUGCUAAUAAUAGAGUUGAACUGAAUUUAAUGAAAUUUUGCGAAGAAAAAAAAUGAGAAACAAAUUCAAAUGAAAAGCAAUUUUUUAGUCGAUAGUGAAGAUAGAUGCAACAAAUACAUGUGAAAUCUAUAAUAGAAGAAAUACUGUUACAUAUUUUCUUGAAAUGAAAUAGAUACAUGAAUAGUUGACACAUAGGAGAAGAAAUGAAAUUUAUGAAAAAAAUGAAUAAAUCAAGAACAACAGUAACAUAGUGAUGAUGAUAAAAUCCAUUUUAUUCUCUUUGAAAUAAAGUUUUUUCAUUAAAAAUGUG